Molecule: messenger RNA, 3542 nt
Organism: Apus apus (common swift)
Lineage: Eukaryota; Metazoa; Chordata; Aves; Apodiformes; Apodidae
Gene: SAMHD1
Product: SAM and HD domain containing deoxynucleoside triphosphate triphosphohydrolase 1
Exons: 15
Coding region: 134-1657 (507 amino acids)
Biological process (GO): dGTP catabolic process; regulation of innate immune response; defense response to virus
Cellular component (GO): nucleus
Molecular function (GO): dGTPase activity
Source: RefSeq, a predicted model, not a curated record
GGUUCCCUCACGACCGGCCCCGUCCCGCCCGGCCCCGUCCCGCCCGGCCUGCUGCGCCGCCACCAGCCUCCCAGCCAAGAGACUGAAAGUGCUGGCCUGCCUGAACAACCUGAGACAGCAGCACCUGGACGUUAUGAAGGUUUUUAACGAUCCAAUUCAUGGGCACAUUGAAAUACAUCCCCUUCUGGUUCGGAUCAUCGACACACCUCAGUUUCAGCGCCUCAGAUACAUUAAGCAGCUGGGUGGGACUUACUUUGUUUUUCCAGGAGCCUCUCACAACCGCUUUGAACACUCCAUAGGGGUGGGCUACCUAGCAGGGCUUCUGGUCCGUACACUGAAGGAGAGACAACCAGCACUGGAUAUAACCCAGCGAGAUAUCCUCUGUGUAGAAAUUGCUGGGCUUUGUCAUGAUUUGGGUCAUGGGCCAUUUUCUCACAUGUUUGAUGGAAGAUUUAUUCCACUUGCUCGUCCAGAUUUGAAAUGGAAGCAUGAAACUGCUUCUGUUGAGAUGUUUGAGCACCUGGUUACUUCCAAUAAACUAGAAGAAGUCAUGAAGUCAUAUGGUCUUGUCCUGGAAGAAGAUUUGAACUUUAUCAAGGAACAAAUAGGAGGGCCUAUAGAUGAAGCAGCUUGUGAGAAAUCGUGGCCCUACCGUGGUCGGCCAAAGGAGAAGAGUUUCCUCUAUGACAUAGUAGCCAACAAAAAAAAUGGCAUUGAUGUUGACAAAUUGGAUUAUUUUGCAAGGGAUUGCCAUCACCUAGGAAUCCCAAACAAUUUUGAUUAUAACCGAUACCUUAAAUUCACACGGGUAUGUGAAGUGAACAGCCAGAAGCACAUCUGUACCCGUGACAAGGAAGCUGGGAAUUUGUAUGAUAUGUUCCACGAACGGCAUUGGCUGCACCGGCGAGCGUACCAGCAUAAGACUGGCAACAUCAUUGAAAUAAUGAUUACGGAAGCCUUUCAAAAAGCAGACAAAUUUUUAAAAAUAGAAGGCUCUGGAGGAAAACAGUACCACAUUUCUACAGCAAUGGAGGACAUGGAAGCCUACACUAAGCUAACUGAUAAUAUCUACCUGGAAAUUCUGCACUCAAAUUGUCCAGAACUGAAGGAGGCACGAGAAAUUUUGCAUAAAAUAGAACGUCGGGAAUUAUACAAGUAUUUAGGAGAGACUCAACCUGAAACAGUGAGGGGAAUUGCAAAGAGUAAUAACCUGGGAGAAAGUAUUGCUAAUUCCAAGCCAGAAAAGGAUCCUCCAGAUGUGGAGCUAAAGGCUGAAGAUUUUGUAGUUGAUGUUAUCAAUAUAGAUUAUGGAAUGAAAGAACAGAAUCCCAUUGACAAUGUUCUCUUCUACUGCAAGGCUGAUCCUUCCAAAGCAGUCAACAUCAGCAGAGAACAGGUUUCAAAGUUUCUACCCAUCACAUUUUCAGAGCAGGUUAUCCGGGUUUAUUACAAAAGUCAGGAUCCGGUUGUUCUUUCAGCUGCAAAACAGUAUUUUAUUCAGUGGUGCAUGAAGAAUGAUUGCACCAAACCACAGGAUGGUGAUGUGGUUGCCCCUCAUCUGACUCCAAUGAAGAGAAGCUGGAAUAACAUGAGAGAUGAUGGACACAGAACAGGUUCAGAGCCCAGCUGCAAACAAAGGCUUCCUUUUGAUAAGUAACACUUCCUUUUGGCACUAUUCAGUCUGCUUCUUCAGAAGAUGAGUAAACCUGAGCAGCAACUCUUUAAAAGCCAAUUGCAUGGACUAUACAAAUUUAUAGAGCAAUGCAGAAAUGUAUUUUAUAGUAAGUUUUAAUGUAAGUACUUGAACAAAGUGCAAACUCAAAAUGGACUUUUAAAAAAUUAGCAACCUGAUACAUCCACUCUCAAUUCCCAUUGAUUUUUGAAUGUAUUUGCACUGUGUAGCAAGAGUAACUUCAAAAAUUGCAAUUCAUCAUUCUUACAAGAAGUGCUGAAGACACAUUAUUGUUCCUCCUAGUCCUGAUCCCUUCUGAAGAUGCUUGUGAUCCUUCAUGAACUACCAGAAAAACUUCCAGCUGAGGGGUUUUUGGGGGUUUAUUUGUUGUUUGGGGUUUGUUGCUUUGCUUUUUUUUUUCCCCAGUCCCUGAGGAAGAGAGAGUUAAGUAUCCCUCUGAAAGUACAGUGAGGUAAUAGACCUUUGAAAUAACUACAGAUGGCAUCUUCAACAACAGCAAAAUGAAUUUCAUUUGAAAACAAGAAAAGGAGGGAGAGGGGAACCUUUGUAAUAACCAGAGAUCACUUUUCUGGUGUUCAAAAAGCUGAUGAAGAUGCAGGCCUCUUGCUACAAGUGUGACCCCAGUUUUUAUUGAAGUAACAAUGCAUUGCAGUGACAUGCAGCCUUUUAUUGUUUUAUAUUGUAUUUUUGAUACAUUGAAUGUUCUAUUUUUAUUGUUACACUGAACUGCAAAACCUGCUCAAGUGUCCGUGGUGGGAUGCUGGCAGGAGAGCAGAGCUGCUCCAGUGCUGGCUCUGCUCCUCCUUGCACCCAGUGCACCUUGUUUCUGCAUUACACUGCUAGGCAGACAGGCUGUUCAGGAAUUCCUCCAUUCUUGUGUCCCUUCCCUGUUUCUCUUGGCUCCCUGUUCCUGUGUCAUUUUUCUCUCCCUUGUAGAACUAUGUGGGUUCUUACAUUUCUCCCUGACUGGCAGGACUAACACACGUGUUGCUGCGUGCCUGUCCAGUUGGCAAAGUGAACAAGGAAGUCCUUUUUCCUUUCACCUUCUGCUCAGGUCUAAGAGGAAGCUGCUUUCAUUAAUUAAAAUACUUAAAAUCUUGAAAAAGCCCUCCCUCAGAACUAAAAAUGCAAAGCAAAAGGUUCAGUAAUUGCUCAGAAAUUGGAACAAGCUUGGAAUUUCCAGAUCUAAAGUGGGGAAAGAAAAGUUCAGUGUUUAGUUUUGACAGCCCAGCGUGGGUCACAGAGUCAGUUUCUGAACUGUAACACAGUGUGAAGUCACAGGGAGAGAACUUCAUGAAGCCCUCACAUCCAGCACCUUCCUUGGCCUUUUGUCUCACGGGACUUGGUCGCUGUUCAGAAGGGAGGGGGCAAGGGGGGGUUUGAAGUGACCAGGAGUCAUGUUGUGCUCUGCUGCUUCCGUGAGCACCUGGUGUCCCUGUUUCGAGGUGACGCGGUGAAACCGCUGCCCUUCCCACCUUCACCUGUAGUUCAGAUCUGCAGGUGCACCAGGUGACUGUUGGAGGGAGUUGGGACCUCUUGAAAAGCUUUUAAAGAGCUUCUCAUAAUGCUUCAAGAAACAACAUCAUAAAGCAAAAGCAUUUAUCUCCCUUACCUGCAUAAAAUCAAGGCUUGUUCAGAAUGAUGCAAUUUUGUUAUUAUUGCUUGGGUUUGUCUUGAAUCAGUUACAAAAGGUGCACUUUAUACUUGGGAAGUAUCUUUUACUUAUGUUUAAGCAAAAAUUCAUAGUUAAUGUUCAGAGACAGAGUGUUUCCUUUUUUUCAAAAAUGUUAAUCUGAGCCUCUCUGGACUACAAAUAAAUUUAUAAACAAUGAUUUUACUAUUCUUUUAA